This is a messenger RNA of Neltuma alba, 393 nucleotides long. RefSeq names its product two-component response regulator 24-like. The coding region runs from base 1 to 393 and encodes 130 amino acids. Gene Ontology annotation, biological process: phosphorelay signal transduction system. Lineage: Eukaryota; Viridiplantae; Streptophyta; Magnoliopsida; Fabales; Fabaceae. The transcript has 2 exons. The record is from RefSeq and is a predicted model, not a curated record.
AUGGAAGGUAAUUCUUCGCCAAGAAGAGAGUUGAGGGCACUGGUUGUUGACGAUCAAGAAAUGCUGAGGAGGAUCCAUGAGAGAAUGCUGAACAGCGUUGGAGUGACAAACGUCGAGACUGUCGAAAAUGGCCAGGAAGCCAUCAACAUUCACAGAGCAGGCCGAAGUUUUGAUCUAAUUCUCAUGGACUUGGACAUGCCCAUCAUGAACGGCAUCGAGGCGACGAGGGGUCUUCGAGCAAUGGGGAUCAGAAGCAAGAUCGCAGGCGUAUCAGCAAGAAGCGAAGAAGCAAGACUUGAAGAAUUCAUGAAAGCUGGCAUCGAUCUCUUCCUUCACAAACCCUUAACUUCUCCUGACCUCUCUUCACUUGUUCGCAGUAUCAACCCUCUUUGA